CGUGAUGUUGAGUUUGUCCACGUGAUCCGUUUCCUCCAAUGAGCGUCCUCGUGUGAUGGACGUCACAUGCGCAAUCGGAAUGCGCGCGCUAGGAGGAGGUAUCCAAAAUGCCGUCGACGGCAGAGGCGAAAGCUCCGCUGGCAUUAUCGAAUCAGCCAGAAAAGCCAAAUCAUUACACGUAUCUCAAAGAGUUCCGAGUAGAGCAGUGUCCGCAGUUCCUUCAACACAAGUGCACGCAACAUAAACCCUUCACAUGUUUUCACUGGCACUUUAUGAAUCAACGGCGUAGAAGACCAGUGAGAAGAGCUCGUGAUGGGACUUUCAACUACAGUCCGGAUGUUUAUUGCACAAAAUACGACGAAACAAGCGGUAUAUGUCCAGAAGGAGAUGAAUGUCAAUUCCUGCACCGAACAGCGGGAGACACGGAACGCCGCUACCACUUGCGCUACUACAAGACCGGCAUAUGUGUGUACGACACGGAUGCCCGUGGAUACUGCGUAAAGAAUGGUCCCCAUUGCGCAUUUGCCCAUGGGCUGAAUGAUCUGCGAGGACCCGUUUAUGAUGCAAGAGAAUUGCAGGCAUGCAUGGAUGGAGAUGAGGCCAGCAACGGCACACUGCCACCCAAUAGUCUGGACAAGGAACGCAAUGUGCUUAAUGAGGAUCCCCGCUGGCAAGACACAAACUAUGUGCUGGCAAACUACAAGACUGAGCCCUGCAAGAGGCCUCCGAGGCUCUGUCGCCAGGGUUAUGCCUGCCCACAGUAUCAUAACAGCAGAGAUAAGCGCAGGAGUCCCAAGAAGUACAAAUAUAGGUCAACACCAUGCCCUAAUGUAAAGCAAGGUGACGAAUGGGGAGACCCUGUCAACUGCGAUAACGGUGAUGGCUGCUCCUAUUGUCACACUCGAACGGAGCAACAAUUCCACCCAGAGAUCUACAAGUCGACAAAGUGCAACGACAUGCAGCAAACUAAUUACUGCCCUCGGGGUCCUUUUUGCGCCUUUGCGCACGUAGAAAAAGAAAUUUCUGCCGUCAGAGACAUGGGUCCGGACCACUCAACCAAUCUGGCAGCCAUUUUGUCCAAUGCUCUGCCCAAUCACCAGACACAAAGUAACAAGUCGGAUAAUCUAUUCUCCGAUUCUGGCCACCAUCACCAUAUCUCUGAUCAUCUUCAUCACCAUCAUCAGGGAAAUGACAAUGGCAAUCAGCCUCUGCCAACUCCUAUUGGUCGGCCGCGUUCCUACAGCUCGUCCACCAAUCAGUCAUCGGAAUCCUUGCCCAUGUAUCCCAAGGCCCCAGGAUCUGAGAGGGAAGACAGAGAGGCGAGCAUACGGAAACAGCUCAAGUCGCUGGACGAUGGGGAAUCCGUGGAAAAGUCUAGACAAGAUCCUUGGAUGGGUACGACACCUCCUAUGCACCUUUCCUCGUCUGCGUCCGCAUCAUUUUACCAUUCUACCAAUACUGUAGAAUCUGUUGUAGGUAAUGCAUUGGAUGACCUCAGUUUAGAUGACAUCAAUGUAGAGGCAUCAUUAGACAAAGAAUUGGACUCUAACCCGGUGACAUCGUCUCUCACACAAGGCCUAACAAAUUCUGGUCUGUUAGGAAGUUCGGCACCGGUUAACAUUCCGGGUGGAGGAGGACGACGUCUUUCUAACUUGUCACCACCGCUGGGGAGCCUCACAAUGCCUAUGGCAGUGGAACAUCCCAUGGACAAAACUGCAAUGGCAUUUUAUGGUCACUCGGGUUCCUUCUCUGGCAAGUUCCAGCAUGGUGGAUUCCCACCCAUGUACGAUUUUGGUCUUUCCUCACCAUCUGGGGGUCACCACCCCUGGGAGAGUCAUGCCAAGAUGUCCUGGGAAGAGGGUCUCGUGCAAGCACGUGCUUUGUGUGAAGCUUGGAAACGUGAAGCUGAAGAUGCACAUCGUAGAGAAAAGAUGGCAGAGCACCAAAGAGAUGAGGCUUUAGCUCAAGUGGCGAUGCUCCAGAAAGAAAUAGAAGCCAUGGCCAGUAAUCGAGUCAUUGGCUCCCUGAGAGUUCAAGAGCUUGAGAAGUUGCCCCCGUCACAACUUAGGCAAAUGCAGGAACAGCUGCGAUCGGAUAUGGAUGCCAUUGAGAAGUUGGCAAGCUCAAUGGAGCGACAUACAGUACGAAGCUCUGAGGGUCCCUACUGGUAGGACCCCAUUGUUCCCCCUAUAUAUUUUCCCUCUCAAGUGGUAGCGUAAGUUUUAAUUGGCUCAAGUUUUCCUAGAAAGUUUUUUCUUAGGGAAAAUACAUGACGGGGGAGCAUUUUCUUCUAGGCACAUUUUAAUAUUGUUAGGCUUUUCUGUUCCCGCACAGUUGAAUUACCCUCAUAUGAAGGAUUUUGAUUUUCGUGUUUCUAGUUGCAGAGAAAUCGGAAUGCUUUUGGGACCACGCAUUUAUGUUGCUAAUAAUAAUAAUAUAUAUGUAUUCGCUGCCCAGAUUGAAAGAAUGCAUUUGUUAUAUGCGUAUUUUGUGUUGUAGAAAGAACAUUGUUUUAGCGUUUACUCGGAUGUAAGACGAUUAAGACGAUCGUGAAGACGUUGGAGUAAAUGCGAGUUAUUUCGAGGAGCUCUCAGAAAAUGAGUUUCCAAAGAGUCUAUGUUAACUACUGUUAAUUAAUGUCGCAGUUAUUAUUUGUCAUUUAUGUUGCGAUUAAGCUCGCAUCUCAUAAAAAGACGGUAGAGAGAAGCUUGUUUCUUGGGAUAAAGCGUUUCCAAAAUGGCGACCAAUCUAGGAAUUUGAAAUAACUGCAUUUUUAGUGUAAAUAUUUGACUCUUUCACGUUUGAUAUUUUUGCGUCACUCUUAAAAAGACCUGUACAUAGGCAGAGGCAAUUUUAUUCAGACACAAUGUAAAUAAUGUGUGCAUGUUUUGAAGAGAAAAUUGUCACAUCUAGAACCUAACAAAUUUCGGGGAAAGAAACACGUUUGUAGGAUGAUGAAAGAAAAAUUGUACUGUAUUAAAAUCUCUUAAAUUCCCCGUCAAUCCAAGAACAAGCGCACAAGUUGUGGAAAAUAUUUUUGACAAAGUGUGAGAAAUGUAUGUGCAUGUGCAUUGGUGCUUCAAUGUGUGCGUUACGAAAAAUCAUUUAAUUAAAAGAUUUUCACUUGGGUGGCUCCAAUCCAGAAAGAAAGAAUGCUGUAAUCUUGUUGGAUUCCAUAAUAGUUGUCACCAAAGGUAGUUGUAAUAGUAGUUGAUGUAAGUAACCAAUUGUGGUAAAGCAGAAUUUUGGGUUAAAAAUGUGGGGGAAGACGUUUUUGUCCUAUCGGAUAUUUAAGCUGCUCACCUCCAUGUAACCCUUCUUUUAUGCCGAUAAUUUAAUGCCAUUUCAUAUUUAUAAAUCUUGUACAUAGUCAUUCAUACUAGGCUGAAAAUUGUAGGGAUAUUUUUGUUAAACUUAGCGGGACACUAUGCAAGUUGAUGGGCAUAGUAUCUGUGCUUGGAAGGAGAAAAAGAAAACACAAAAAUUGGAUGUGCCAUUUACUAUGCAGAAGCGUGAAAUUCCUCACUCAGUAUUACAUCUUUAAAGAAAUGUUGACUACUUUAUAAUGAAGUUUUGUUGUAAUUCUUUCAUGAGAAGUAUCUGUACUAAAUUUCAUAUAACUAGGCAUAAUUAUGUAAAUAAAUUCUAGGAUUUUAAAUGGUUUC
Ornithodoros turicata is the source of this 3665-nucleotide messenger RNA. RefSeq names its product RING finger protein unkempt-like (gene unk). Bases 108 to 2171 code for a protein of 687 amino acids. Gene Ontology annotation, molecular function: metal ion binding. The record is from RefSeq and is a predicted model, not a curated record. The transcript has 16 exons. NCBI's taxonomy places the organism in Eukaryota, Metazoa, Arthropoda, Arachnida, Ixodida, Argasidae.